Messenger RNA from Olea europaea var. sylvestris, 3158 nucleotides. Its product is annotated as DNA repair protein UVH3-like. The coding region runs from base 186 to 3035 and encodes 949 amino acids. The record is from RefSeq and is a predicted model, not a curated record. The transcript is spliced from 8 exons. Gene Ontology annotation, molecular function: DNA endonuclease activity; single-stranded DNA binding. Gene Ontology annotation, biological process: nucleotide-excision repair. Gene Ontology annotation, cellular component: nucleus. NCBI's taxonomy places the organism in Eukaryota, Viridiplantae, Streptophyta, Magnoliopsida, Lamiales, Oleaceae.
AGGCUUCAUCAUGUCCAGAUAAAAGUGAGAAAACUUUCACCAAAGGUUCUUUGGAAGAUAGAUGUAUUCUACCUUUGUAUUCUACCUCAGAUUAUCAGAUAGGUGUAGGAGUAAACAAAGAUAGAUGUAAUAUUGUUAUCAAUGACUUUAAAGUGGUAAAUGAGCCAUCGCAGAUUGAAGGUGGCAUGGGCGAUGAGGAUGAAGUGGAGUGGGAGGAAGGAUCUCUAGAUAUUCCUGAGAAGGCUUCAUCAUGUCCAGAUAAAAGUGAGAAAACUUUCACCAAAGGUUCUUUGGAAGAAGAAGCUGAAUUUCAGGAAGCAAUUAGACGAAGUCUUGAGGAUAUGGUGGAUUCCAGAAUUAUUAAUGAACCUUGCGAAGAUCAGGAAUCUAGAAGAGCCAGACAAAUGGUAGGCAAGGACAUUGACUGGGAACCUGUUCAUGAAAAUAAGAACAAACCAGAGGUGGAAGCGCCCUCAGAUGGUAUCCUACAGCCACCUGGACCACCUGUUGUAAUGAAUAUCUCAGGGACCAAUUCUUCAAAGGAAGUUGACCCUCGUGAAAGCAACCUAGAGACAAACUUUUUUACACAAGCUUUGCCUGGAGAAAUACCUGUGGGAUCAGAUGCUUCACUUGAAGAGAAGAUGUGCAAGAACGACAAACAGUUAACUACUUGUAACAAAGAUGAUGAGAAGCAAAUGGUGAAUGAGCUAUUGGAUAUCUGUAGCAGAGGUGUUGCACAUAGUAGUCGUAGUAGCAGUAGUAGUGCUGCUGUUACUUCGUCCUUUGAUAAUUUACUGCCCGAUAAAUUGCCUGAAUUUUGUUAUUCUGAUGCUCAACAUGGUGUGUUUCAAACAACAAUGGAUGAAAAUUGUGGUUCAACAGAUCAUGGAAAGCUUUCUGCUAAGGAUUUGACAACUGACGGAGAUGCUGCACGAAAUUUGGUCUAUGGUGACUUUUCAGUGGAAAAGGAAGAAACUAAAAGCAAUUUUGCUUUUACAUACAAGGAUGAGGAGGAGCAUGAAGUUGCAAAGGCACGUUUGGAGGAUGAACUGAUGGUUUUAGGUAAGGAGCGUGAAGAACUAGGAAGUGAGCAACGGAAACUUGAGAGAAAUGCAGAAUCUGUGAGCAGCGAAAUGUUUGCUGAAUGCCAGGAGCUGCUUCAGAUGUUUGGUUUACCAUAUAUUAUUGCUCCAAUGGAAGCUGAAGCUCAAUGUGCAUAUAUGGAACUUGCCAACCUUGUUGAUGGUGUGGUUACUGAUGACUCUGAUGUGUUACUAUUUGGUGCAAGAAGUGUGUACAAAAACAUCUUUGAUGAUCGUAAAUAUGUGGAGACGUAUUUUAUGAAGGACAUUGAGAAUGAGCUUGGGUUGGAUAGAGAAAAACUUAUCCAUAUGGCCCUGCUUCUUGGGAGUGAUUAUACUGAAGGUGUGAGUGGCAUUGGCAUUGUUAAUGCAAUUGAGGUUGUAAAUGCGUUUCCGGAGAAAGACGGCCUUCAUGAAUUUCGGGAGUGGAUUGAAUCACCUGAUCCAACCAUUCUAGGAAAAUUUGAAGGGAAAGAAGGGAGCCAUUUAAACAAUAAAGGGUCUAAAGAUGGCGACUCAAGCAGUAAUGGAGAAGAAAUUUCUACUUCUGAUCAAAAUGGUCCACAAUCUGUGGAUGGAACUCGAAAGAUAAAACAGAUUUUCAUGGAUAAGCAUAGAAAUGUGAGCAAAAACUGGCAUAUUCCUUCUUCCUUCCCAAGUGAUGCUGUUAUUUCAGCAUACGCAUCUCCGCAAGUAGACAAGUCAACAGAACCUUUCUCAUGGGGAAAGCCUGAUCUUUUUGUUCUUCGCAAAUUAUGUUUGGAGAAGUUUGGUUGGGGAGCUUCAAAAGCAGAUGAGUUGCUGUUACCAGUUCUAAAGGAGUAUAACAAGCAUGAGACACAACUGCGCUUGGAAGCCUUUUACACAUUCAAUGAAAGAUUUGCUAAGAUUCGAAGUAGGAGGAUUAAAAAAGCUGUCCAAGGAAUAGCAGGGAAUAAAUAUUCAGGGUUGAUGGAUGACACAAUGCAGCAAAAAUCUAGAAGUGGAAAGAAAAGAAAAGUGAACACCACUGAUGAAGAGGCAAACAUAUCGGGAGAAGGUUCAACUGGACUAGAGAAAGUUGAUACUGGGAAUCAGAUCGACAACAUAGAGAAAAUAACUGGUAAGCAAUCAAAAGGAAGACAAACAAAGGAAAAGAGUAAGACCAGUAAAGAAUCAUAUGGACGAGGACGACAAAAUGGGAGAGGGAGGAGGAAAAAGAAUUCUUGUUCUCGAGACAUUGAAACUAGCUCUGAUGAUCAAAAUGUUAGUGAGGAGCAAGAAUUGCAGUUCGAGAAAUCAGAAGUCUCUCAUCAAGUUCGAAGGUCAGAACGCCCUCGGAAGGUAGUGAAUUACACUGUUUCUGAUGAAUUUCAUGAUCCUGACAUAGAAGGUCAGGAGGGUGAAAAAUGUGAUGAAGAUUCAGUAGCUAAAGCAGAUAUUGGUACGAUCAAGAGCAACGUGAAUGAAGAUCUUGAAGAUGGAGGUGGAUUUUGUGUGGAUGAGAUGGAGCAUGAAAAUUGUAUGGAUAAAAUAAAUGCCAGUCAAACAGAUGGUCCUUCCAUUGAGACGUCUUCGAAUGAACAUUUGAAAUUUGGCGGUGGAUUUUGUUUGGACGAGGAAGGUGAAGAAAUGGAGGGUGUUGAGCCUGCAUCGAGCCCUAUGAGAGCAACGAUCUCUGUAAACUCUGAUCCCUUCGAUAUGUCAGAUGAUGUGCUAGAAAAUCCUCAGAUUGACGUGUCAAUUUCUACCCCAACAAGAACGUCGGAUGGAGUCGAGUGUGGAAGGGGUAUUGGUGCUUCUAAUACUGAGCCGAAUACGAAUGCUGCAAUACGAAGUGAUUGUUCCAAGGCAUCAACUUUUCUCAAUGAUACUGAGGAGGACGAGACUAGGAAUGGUCCCUUGAGACCUCUUCGAGCAAUGCCAAAUUUGAGAAGAAAAAAGAGGAAAACUCCAAAUAGUACAUUUUUCUGAGAAGUUGGCAGCUGUAGUUCAUCUCUUACGGCAAUUGCUGCAUUAGUUUUCAGCAGCAUUUUUGAAGAUUUUACAUUGCAUGGAUAAUUAAGGAAAAAAUAUAAUAUGCCGAAUUUCUGUAAA